Messenger RNA from Entrophospora sp. SA101, 843 nucleotides. NCBI's taxonomy places the organism in Eukaryota, Fungi, Glomeromycota, Glomeromycetes, Entrophosporales, Entrophosporaceae. The record is from the annotation of a GenBank genome assembly.
AUGUCGACAGUUAUUUCUUCUAGCCCCCUUGCUCUAAGACCUGAUUCUUUAAGAUUCCAAAAUUUUAUUGGAGAAAAGAAGAACAAGCCAUCUAUCACCACCACUUCCACCACCUCCAUUUCUUCUCCUAGUUCUAGUGUUUCGUUAAAUAUGUUUCAAGAACAUGACGAAGAAAUAUUAAACAAUACUGAAGCUCCUCAUUUUGAAUACGUCUCCUAUGACAAAGUUCAAGAUCUAUAUGAACAAAGAAAAGGUCAUUUCUAUUUCAUCCCUGAAGGUUUCGAGCCUGUCUUGGUACCAAAUGAUACAGCAGCUCAAACAGUAACAAAUCUUUUGGAAUCAACAAAACCGGUCUCAGCUACUCCAAAUGUAUCAAGAAUGCUUCCUGACACCGAUGUUCGUCUUCCUUCAUAUGCACUACCAUGUGGCGUCAAUACAAAUUCAAAGAAAGACAAUGCUAACGCAAACAAGGCCAACAGCAAACCAAAGAAAACUCCACGACCUCCGAACGCCUUUAUCCUCUACAGAAGAGCAAAGCAACCAGUUAUAGUUGCUCAAAAUGCUGGAAUCUCUAAUAAUGAUGUUUCCAAAGAAAUUGGAAAAAUGUGGCAUGAAGAAUCUUUGGAAGUUAGACUCAAGUAUCAGAAGUUGGCAGAAAAGGCCAAAGAAGAGCACACAAAGAGAUUUCCUGAGUACAAAUAUAGACCUCGCCGUCCACAAGACAAGAAACGUCAUUUACAACAACCACCACCACCAACAGCUCACGUAGGGAAAGAGAGUUACAAAGGAAGUGAAGAGGGAAGAGAAGGAAAAAUAUUAAUGAAGUUAAACUUUGAAUAUUAG